AUGGAGCGUGAAUGUGUCAAAGGUAUACAAGGUGUUGUUGUGCGAUGGUGCAGGGAUUAUGUCAUUGUGUGGUCAGUGGAAUACAAUCACUCUUUUAUUAUUCUAGACAAAUCUGUUAUCUACGAUCGCAACAAAUUAUAUCCGACCCACUGGUUAUGCUUCGACGUGGAUCCGGAAAUUGUCGACUCACCGGAAGGUUUCUGCACUAGAGCCUUUAACCCUCGAGCAGUCGAAAUUAAGCACAGUUUAAACCCAGAAACUACUGAACACGACUACAACGAUUUCAACAGUUUCGUAUAUCAGUUUGCUGAGUUUGCUGAUAGAAACACCAUAAGGUUCAAAACGAGGUUGAAGAGGAUCGAAAAGUGUCCCAGGCCUGCCCUUUUUGACCAAUUCAUUGGCGAAGUUGGUAUUUCCACAUCGGAGUUUGAAGAGCUGGUCAAGUACAACAUAUACAACGUUGACCUGAAACAACUGGCUAGACCGGGGGAGCAACGUGUCUGGGAAGUUGUCAACUAUGUACACUGCGGGAAGGAAGUAGCUCUCCCUGUUUUGCUUUGUAAACUUGGAAAGAAAUUAUACGGAGCUGCUGGAAGGUUAAUGGACAGAAACGAAGUUAUAGUUCCUCCCAACAAUCUGCAGCCAGCUUAUCCUACACCGUCAGAUGAAGUACCAUCAAUGUUCGCAGAAAAUCUUACACGGGAUGAGCGGAUGAGAAGAAAUGUAAAUCUUUACGGGGUCCGAAACAACGAAGGGGCAUCAUCCCAAACGCAUUACGAGAGUGGGCAUGUAAAACCGUGGGGACAGUUAAAUUCGACUGAACCACAGUCAGCCGUGGAGCAAACUAUAAAUAUGGAUUGUAUCACAGUGUUUCGCCGAAUGGAAGAUGCUGCCGUGAAAUUCUACGUGAUUUUUUCCAAGACUCAUAAAUUCGGAAUUUUAUGUGACGGAGGUAUUGAUUUGGAGAUCGGAAAAUGGGCAAGGCUUCAAUACGUUGGUGGCGACUUCAAAUGUGGUCAGUUCUUGGAUAGUCGCAACAUGCGUCUCAUAAACUACAUAGCGCCACCUCGUUUUGUCGAUGCGAAGAAAUUUAAGUUGCGUGAAAUGCAGAACGAUUUUGAGUACAUAGUGAUCUUGGCGCUGCGUGCACGAAUACAGUUUUCUGCAGCUGGGGAUCCCAUCAUCGAGUCAGAUACCGUCGGUCGUAUCAAAAUCGAUGAGGAUUGGGCACGGCGUUCUGAAAUUCCAGCACUUCUUCCUAACCGAGCAGUAAUAGAGAUUGAAUUCGUGAGAGACUCCUGGUAUUUAAGAAAACUGCACUGUAAUUGGCAUGACAAUAUGGACAUUGAACAACUAGAUUCACCGUAUAUUAGACCUGGAUAUACUGUAGAAGAGAUGGAAGAAAUUUGCGGACUCCGAUGUGCCCACGGUGUAGAGGGUUGCAGAGAGUUUUCAUUCCAACAACGAGAUUUUCACGACGAGCAACCAGAGCAUCGACUAGCGAACCAGAGAUCGACAACACCAUAUGAUGAUCAAUGUGAUGAAAUGAACCGUCGAGAACGCCAACAUUCCGAACCAGAAGUUUAUAACGUACUGCAGAAAUGGAUUGCUCCUGCUGUGCCGCCAAGUAUUGAAACCGUCGUGGACCUAACAGAUGAAAAACCAAGUGGGAGGGAUCGCAGACCAAUCUGGUGUUGUGUUGUACAUAUUCGAGACGACAAUAUAAUAUGUUACACACCUGUAGCUGGCAUCCAUAAAAUUGUCGUCCCUUCAAAUCUCCUAGAAGACUACGUGGAUAUUCUUAAUUUGCACCAAUCUGUUCGGCUGGGUGCCUGGUUCAAUGUCAUGUGUGAACCACGCUGUAGUAGACAAUAUGAUGAUUUUCGGAUACCACACUUCUCCCAUAUAGCCGUUGAAGUGUGCACUCCACCUCAACCACGGCCACCCGUGGAAAACUGGGAGCAACGAGAGAUCCACGGUUUGUUUCAGUUCCGUGUCUAUUGUGAUCUAAGAGUCAUUGCUAAUGUACAACGAGUCCUAGUCGGAAACGAAAAGUGGCUAAAGUUGUUGUGUCGAAAUACACUACAGGUGCUGGCACCGCAGGAAAGACUCGAAGGAUUCUUAACACCUCAACUUACGGCUGACAAAACGAUUACAUUUUGGGCCACUAGAAAAAAGCGAGUGUUGGAUUGCGAUCUGUUUCUUAUGGACUUCGAAAGCAUUGAAGAAGAAUAG
Messenger RNA from Necator americanus (New World hookworm), 2235 nucleotides. RefSeq lists its product as uncharacterized. The record is from RefSeq and is a predicted model, not a curated record. The coding region runs from base 1 to 2235 and encodes 744 amino acids. Lineage: Eukaryota; Metazoa; Nematoda; Chromadorea; Rhabditida; Ancylostomatidae. The transcript has 20 exons.